Molecule: messenger RNA, 7590 nt
Organism: Chiroxiphia lanceolata (lance-tailed manakin)
Lineage: Eukaryota; Metazoa; Chordata; Aves; Passeriformes; Pipridae
Gene: GABRA2
Product: gamma-aminobutyric acid type A receptor subunit alpha2
Exons: 10
Coding region: 95-1462 (455 amino acids)
Biological process (GO): regulation of postsynaptic membrane potential; gamma-aminobutyric acid signaling pathway; chloride transport
Cellular component (GO): neuron projection; synapse; postsynapse
Molecular function (GO): transmitter-gated monoatomic ion channel activity involved in regulation of postsynaptic membrane potential; GABA-A receptor activity; inhibitory extracellular ligand-gated monoatomic ion channel activity
Source: RefSeq, a predicted model, not a curated record
CGCUCGCCGGCGGCGCCUUCCUGCCCUCCCUCCCUCUGCCCCCUCCUUCCCCGUCCCGGCCGCCCGCAGCUCCCAGGUUUUGCAAAGAGCGGCGAUGAAGAGGAAACUGACGCUCUCCGAGAUGCAGUUGGUUCUUCUCGUUUUAUUGGUGUGGCUACCAACAAGAUCAGUGCUGGCUGACUCCCUGGAAGAUGAAGCUAAGAAUAACAUCACCAUCUUUACAAGAAUUCUAGACAGACUUCUGGAUGGUUAUGAUAAUCGCCUCAGACCUGGAUUAGGAGAUAGUAUUACUGAAGUCUUCACUAACAUCUAUGUGACCAGUUUUGGACCUGUUUCAGAUACUGAUAUGGAAUACACAAUAGAUGUUUUCUUCCGUCAGAAAUGGAAGGAUGAGAGAUUAAAGUUUAAGGGCCCAAUGAACAUUCUUCGAUUGAACAACCUAAUGGCCAGCAAAAUCUGGACCCCAGAUACAUUUUUUCACAAUGGGAAGAAGUCAGUGGCUCAUAACAUGACAAUGCCAAAUAAGCUCCUACGAAUCCAAGAUGAUGGAACUCUGUUGUACACCAUGAGGCUUACAGUCCAAGCUGAAUGUCCAAUGCACUUGGAGGACUUCCCUAUGGAUGCGCACUCUUGCCCACUGAAAUUUGGCAGCUAUGCAUACACAACGUCAGAAGUGACAUACAUUUGGACUUAUAACGCUUCAGAUUCGGUACAGGUGGCACCAGAUGGCUCAAGAUUGAAUCAGUAUGACCUUUUAGGUCAAACAAUUGGAAAAGAGACAGUUAAAUCAAGUACAGGUGAAUAUACAGUUAUGACGGCUCAUUUUCACCUGAAGAGAAAAAUUGGUUAUUUUGUCAUUCAGACUUACCUCCCCUGUAUCAUGACUGUCAUUCUCUCUCAAGUGUCAUUCUGGCUGAACAGAGAAUCUGUACCUGCCAGGACAGUCUUUGGAGUAACAACUGUGUUGACAAUGACAACACUAAGCAUCAGUGCUCGAAAUUCACUCCCCAAAGUAGCAUACGCAACAGCUAUGGAUUGGUUUAUUGCUGUUUGUUAUGCAUUUGUAUUCUCUGCAUUAAUUGAAUUUGCAACUGUAAAUUAUUUCACAAAACGAGGAUGGGCCUGGGAUGGAAAAAGUGUAGUGAAUGAUAAGAAAAAAGAAAAAGCGUCUGUCAUUAAGAAAAACAAUGCCUAUGCAGUAGCUGUUGCCAACUAUGCUCCAAAUAUUACCAAGGACUCAGUGCUACCAACCAUCUCCAAGAGUGCUACAACUGCAGAACCCAACAAGGCAAAACCAGAAGCGAAGCCACAAGAAGCAAAGAAGACAUUCAACAGUGUUAGCAAAAUUGACAGAAUGUCUAGAAUAGUGUUUCCAGUAUUAUUUGGUACUUUUAAUUUAGUGUAUUGGGCUACAUAUUUAAACAGGGAGCCUGUCUUACUUGGCUUUGCGCCAUCAACCUAAAAGCUGAAUUGCACUGAGGACUUAACGCAUCAUUCUAAUCAGAUAGGUUGUUUGCUAUGUACAGUCUGACUAAUAACUGCUAAUCUGUGAACCAUUAUGUACAGUGUGUAUAUAAAUGUCUUGUCUGUGUAUCUCCAAAGGAGGCACACAGUGUUAAUUCAUGGGUCUGUAAACAGAUAGCACCCAUGGCAAAUACAGCCAGCUCUUUAAAAGUUAAACCCAGGGGACUUCGGUUAAACUAGCAUUCAAAUAUACAGAGUUAUAUUCUCUCCAUACGAUGAAAUGAAGAUAUGAUCCUACAUAAUUAUUUAGGAACAGUAUUUUUUUAAUUUAAAGUUAAAAUAUUUUUCUAUAAAGUAACUAAUUCUACUUUAAUGAAAGAAAAUGUCAUUUAAAAAAGUGAUUUUUUUUAAAAAGGUGUAAUUGUUUGAUACAAUAGCAGUACCCAUGUACAUAACAGAGUACAGAGGUCAUACAGUUCUACUCUUCACAAAUAUUCUGGAUACUAGUUAGACUGAAGAGGUAGGAAAGACUACUAUAUGGCAAAAGCCACAAGUUUCUUACUUCUGUCCUCUUUGAAGCUGUUAAUAAAUUCAUCUAAUUGAGUUCAGGGAAAAGUGCUAAUCAGAUUUCCAAUAUCAACCAACUUCUGCUAGUGAGACUUAUUCUUUUCACUGCUUUAUUUAUUUGAUGUUGCUAAACCGGGUUGUCUGGUUCAGCAAGGAAUUUUUUUUUGCUUUUUGGUUUUGUUCUUAAUUGGAUAUUAUCAGAUUCAUAAACACACUCAGAAAUUUUUCAGGGUUAAGUAUAUCAGUAAUAUAAUAUACUUUAUUUCCUUGCCUAAUAUUUUCUUAAAACUUGCCAUUAAUAUAUUUACCUGUGUUUGUCCCAGGAAGCACUGUUUUCAAGGGAAAUGAGAACCAUGAUUUAAGUUCAGGAAAUUGUCCAUAUAAUAAAAUUUACUGCUGCUUUUGUAAAUUGCAACUUUACAUUUCGCUGACAUAACUUUACAACAACUUUGUAUACUAGAAAUGAUUUUGCUAAGAUUUGAAUGUUAUUUUUUUAAUAAAAGGUCAUGCAUCAUCAGUAGGUAUCAACUGUAUUUCAUAUACACAGAUAUAACAAAAUUGGAGCUGCCACUGGCAAUUUUAUAAGAACAUUUAAUACUAUCAGUAAAAUUGUUUUUCAUCUGAGCCUUUGCAAAGAUUCUUUAUGCCCCUAAAGGCCUGGUAAAUCAUAGCAUAAGAAGUAAUUGUGUACUGUAUUUAGAUUUUAGUAUACUUGGCCAAUCAAAAAUAUUUUGAUUCACACAUACAUUAGCAGUUAUUAGUUGACCUUUAAAAAAAGAUACACCUUUAUGAUGAUGUCUUCUAGUAGAGACAUUUGUAGUCGUAUAGUGUCAUUUAUUGCAGUUUUGUACAGUACUUGAGUAUAGUGCAUAACAUAGAUAUGUUCAGAAUUUAAAAAAAAGUUGUACAAAUAUUUCUAAAAUCAAAUAAAAGAGUAUCUUAAGACAUGGAAAUGUGCUAAAAACAACAAAGAGAAACACUGCUUUCUUUUGCUGUUUUAUUUUCUUGCUUUUUCUUUGCUUUCAAUGUGAUUCUGUUUUGUAUUUUGUGUGACAGUAUACACGCCAAGGUCACAAAUGUAUAUUAUGAAUAGAAUUAAUAGUUAAGACAGAGAUGACAUCAGUAAAAUAAAGACAUUUUGUAGGUUAUAAAUGAAAGGGAAAAGCAUGGACAAGGUGUGUAUCCCUUGAAUUCCCUCUAAGUAAACUGUCAGUCUAAACCUUUCUCAUCAACAGUAGCUAAAAAAUGAGCACUUUACUCAGAACAUUAGAAUAAAAAUAUCCUUAUUUUCAUAUAUAUUUAUAUGUAAAUGUAGAUCUUCCAUGUAACAGGGAGAUGUGUGCAAUAGUGUGAUUAUAAGCAUAAGGCUGGAAGGCAAGCAAUAAAAAAAGGUUUUUUCAUGGUAUAACUAUACAUUUUUAAAAUGUUUAAUUUGUAAAUUAUAAAUUAUCCCUUCAACAUCACAUUGUCCAGGUAUGAAUAAGUAUAUAAAUAUGUACAUAUGUACAAAUAAUUGUAAAUAUUAGGACUAUAGAAAAAUCCCUUCACUUUUAACUCUGUUUUUGGCAAAGGGCUCUGACUGUAUAGUUCAGUGGAGGCCCGUGCUAAACUGCUCUUGCUCGAUUAUGUUUUCUGUGACUGAGGUCUCCCUCCUGUGACCUACUGGGAGUUCAUACCUUCUGUUCACAUCAAGAUCUAGGAAUUCUCCAAACCUCACUGGACAGGGGUAUGAGAAACAGAGGUUUGUGUUUCGCCCUUGGCUACGUCCCAGGUACUCAAAGCCUUCCCAAUGUUGACAUGAUGUUGUGUAUUUCUCCAUGCACGACACUGUGUAGUCAGAACUCUCCCCACACCAAAUAUAAGUUGUGCUCAGAGUCAUGUUGAAUUACCUGAUUAGGAAGGAUUUUGCAUCCUUAUCCAAGAAUGGGACCCCUCAAAGGUUUUUGACAGUACAAGUCUUCUCCAGCAAGAUUUCUUCUCUGGAAAAUAACAUCUGGAUAAUUCAGAGCUGCAUGUAAAAAGUGUGUCUUCAGUUUGCACAAGAAGCCAACGAUGUCUAAAGUUAGUCAGCUCUCCUACUGCUGCUUUUAUUGGGUACAACUAUUUUUUCACUGACUGACCCUUUUCUCUUUGCUUGUGUUAUGCUUAGAGGCAGUCAGUCAAAAAAACAGGUGUUUAUCAGAUGCUAAAGAUACAUUUAUUGCACAUUUAUAUAGAAAAGUAGGCAAACUAUAUAAAUUCACUCAGUGAAAAAGAAUAAAUUUUAAAUAUUUACAUGCAGUUAUUGUGGGCAUCAGCAAGGCUUUUAAGUGGGUAUGCUCCAGAAAAGCUUCACUUUUACAUUUAGUUCAGUUGGUCUACAUUAAAGCAAACUCCUUCUGUGGGAAGAAGCAGUCUGCUUUAUUGUUUCACUACAGAAAUAUUUACAGUGGGUAAACUGAGUACAUGUAACUUGCAAAUCUAUAAGACUAUCAACUGGAUUAGUGAAUUUAAAUGUGAAUUUAAGUGAAUGGAAGCACUGUGCAAAGAAUGCCACAGGCCUUCUUUUCAUUUAGCAGUAUAGAAUCUGUGUCUGGGAUUUUACAGCUGAUGUCACAAAGUUAAUGCAAAUACCCAGAAGUUUCAUUUCAUUUGAGUAGGGAGAGAGAAUAAGUGAGAAAACGCAGGUCACUUCUCUCUCAAAGACUUGCACAUGGAAUCUACCAGUGAAUUUUUUGGUUGACAUAUAAUUCUAAUUUAUUUUUCCCAUUACUUUUGGUCAGGGUGUCAUAUUUUAUAUGACUUAAGAAAUUAAUUCAAUAAAUACAAAGAUUUUCUUACACUGUGGUAAACUUAUAUUGGAAUUACACUAGUUCCGAAUGAGGUUUAUGAAAUCGGUUUUCAAUGUUGUACUAGGGCACAGACUUUUGAAUGCAUGUGGUCAGUUAAUUUAACAGUAAUUCACAAAUCAGCAUGAAAACUGUGGAGAUCAGCAGUGUUUAUCAGCCAGAGUUGUCUGCUGGACAUUUCAUGACAGAUUGCUUUUAAAAGAGUGGCUUCCAAACUUCUCAGUUGUACUGUAGCCAGUGAAACUACCUUUACCUUCCGUAUCUGGGCUAAUUCAACUUGUAACUGCUGCAGUGUUGAGCAUCUUUUAAACAGAUUAUUAUGGUAGGUGUUCUGAGAUAUAAGCUUUAGUUUGGGAGACUACUCAUACCACUGAACAUUAUUCUAAAUUAAGGAGCUGAUUUACCUCUUUAGUCACAGGAGAGAGCAUUUAGACACCAAACAGGAGCCUUACGGAAUCACCUUCCCUUCCCUGUUGUUAUAGGUGGUGAGACUUUUCAAAAGUGGGGUGACCAUGAAGUGUCUGUAUGAAAUCAACCAGAAGCAGCUGGAAGGGGGUAGGGAUGUACGAGGGAGGAAAGGAGGAAGGAGAAAAGGCUUUGUUAACAUGUCAGUGGAUUGUGAGGUAACUGAGGAAGAAGCUGUUGAGGAAUUAAUGGUGUUUUUGUUUCAGCUUCAGUUCUGAGCCUUCACUGCCAUAAGUUACUUGUGGGAAAGUAACUCUUAGAGCAUAUGAAAUUGAAAUACUUCUUGUAUAACUCUGCUGAACUUGAGGGACAUGACUUGUGCCUUUGAAAGUGAGAGGUUUCUACUGGCUGCUUUAUGAAAACAGUCCAUGCAGUGUUGUGUACCUCCUGCCAUUUGGGACAUCUAGGGUAGAGGGAGAAAAGAAGCUUCAGAAGUUGAACAAAACUUUGUUAAAUCUACAUUUUGUUUUCUUAAAAGGUGUGACUUUCACUUAGACAGUCAACAUCCAUCCUCCAUACCUCUCAUUCCUAUUCUGAAAGUUUAGUAGUGCAGAAAUUUUGCCUUGGCCUUUCACAAAAUAGAUGGUCUAUGCUGUUGAACAUUUCCAUUCCUAACAAAUAUGCACAGAAGAUUAUUUUGGUGUGGAUAUGAAGCUAUCAUCAGUCUGUGCCCAAUUAUGUGUAGACACACAAUGCUAAAAUUUAUAAAGCAAUGCAAUGAGUUUUAAAGUAGAGGAAGAAAACAUUUUAAAAUAAACCCAGUAAGUCAAAUAUCUUCAUUUAAAAAACACAUAAGAUAAAUGUACAAAUGUCCAAACACAUAGAAAUAUAAUCUCUGAGUGUGGUAUAAUUUGAUGUCACAUACAAAGUUUUUGUCUUCCAGACAAAAAGGAGGAGUAUACCUAACAGUGCACCUGGACGCUCCUUUGGAUAGAGGUUGGCAGUUCUUUAAUCCGUGAAAAUAAACCCUUAAAAGAAGAGUCAACCAUACUGAAAUACAGGACUUGAUGUCUUUUCUAAUUCUAGUAUAUAUUAAUGCCCUUUAAGAAUGUUUACAAAGAGCUGUGAGUUAGGAUUAGGUGAUAACACUAACAAAAAGGAAUUUGGAGGAUGUUUUAAAAUAUGCAAGAUACUCUUCCUCUAGUGUUGAAGUCUACAUAAAUACAUAUGAUUAUAUUUUUAUUAAAAGUUCUAUUUUGCUUUUAAAUUUUAAUUGUUUUCAUAAUGUUGUGAAUACUUCACUCAGUCAGGGGUUCUGGUAUAUGUCUUUAUGCAUUCAAGGUUUUUAAUGAUUGCAAUGAGUGGUUUCAUUCGUCUGAUAUUAAAAGAGGCAAGCUCAAGCUUCAACAGGCUGAAGUGUUGUAUUUGUUUUCCAGUACUUUAUCCAUCUAACUAUGCUGUUGAGGAUCAAUGGAAAUAGAGUAUGAAACAAGAUAUUACUUUGAUAAACUGAUUUUGAUAUUCUUUAUUAGGUGUUCAUUUUGGCUGAAUUUAUCAGUUUAUAGGCUACUGUAGCUUAGCAUUAGCACGGAAUGCAAUGUAGUACUUUACAUCUAUUAGAAUACAUAUGCACCGUAUCUAUAAACUGUUAAAAAAUCAGUUCCUAAACAGCACCCCUACACCCUCUCCCCUCCAAAUAGUCACUUUAUUAGGAAACAUUUGAAGGCACUUUAAUUUUAAUGGACAUGAUUACACUAAAUCUUUUUAUACUUUAUUAAAAAAAUAGUAAAAAUACAGUGGAGUCUGAUUCAGACAUGGUUAGCAACUUCUCAGCUGGGCUGGAGUCAGAAAGCAUUUAUGCAUUGUAUGACAAAUCUACUUUAGUGAGUCACUUAGGCAUGAAAAUGUAUAGGACUUGGAAAAUAAAUGCUUCCAGUAUACUAACAAGAAAUAAGGAAACAGGAAGAAUGAAACCAAUAAUUUUAAAGAAAAUUAAACACCAAUCAAAUAUGCACAGUAAGAAACUGCAUGAUAAAUGUAAGUAUACUUAACUUUGAACAUCAACAUCAUACAAAAUCUUCUGGGUGACAGUUCACUUAUUUAGUAGGUUUCAUAGUUAUAAAUAAUUAAAGAGGAUAAUAAUAUUCUGUAAUUUGUGACCUUGUUUUAACUGGGAAAAUUGUUACUUUUCUAAAAUGUAAAAGAAAUAACUGGAUUUAUGUUUGAAUGUGUCACUGCUUGCUGUUGAAGAAUAUUUAUUAACCACAUGCAAAAUAUUGCUUAACAUUAUCUUUUUGUACUUCUUAUUAAAGUUAAUUUAAAUAUA